AUGAAAUGCGGAUCGAUGAACACUGGUACGUCGACGAUUCUUGCGGCUAUCGCAAUCCUAUUCACCUGCCGAUUUAUAAUAGUGUCAAUUCUUCAAGUAAAGAGAAGAUAUGCCCAUCUUUGGGAAGAGCUUCUGUUAAGACGCUGCGAAUCCAUUGUCGAUUAUGGUUUGGCCAUUCUAAAAUUCAUUACAAAUUUCGACGACCAUCUCAAAUAUUCAUCAAAUCCAUCAGCGCGAAAUUUUCCAUUAGUCCUUCAUGGCGAUGGCGAUGGUGUUGGUGUUGGUGGUGAUGGUGGCGCAUCGAGAAAAGUCAUGCCCGACCGACAAGUCAAGUGCUUCUGCGAUCGGGACUCAUGCGAUGAUAAUCUACUCUGCCACGGCGAAUUCUGUUUUAUCGGCUUGUAUCGAAACGACGAUGGAGACGUUCCACGCCUUCGACAACACUGCGGAACCGCCGACGAUCUUCCUUUCUUGAAUCGACACGUCGCCUGCCAGGAACGGGUUGAGCAAUGGCAAGAGGUAUGCCGUUGUACUGAUGACUUCUGCAACACAUUCGCCUUCCUUCGCUCAUCGAUCGACACACGCCAGGAUCCUCAGGAUCUGGUGCAGUUCACGAAGCAGGAUCAGCCUUAUCCGAAUGUUCCCGAGCAUCGAUCGCAUGAUGUGAUUGUCCGCCAACAAAGCAGCUCUCUCAUUAUCCUUCUAGUCAUUAUUCCAUUGUCUGUUGGCGGAUUCGCUGUAUGUCUCAUAUUUCUGAAUUAUCAUUGCAAAAUGUGCUAA
Molecule: messenger RNA, 780 nt
Organism: Caenorhabditis bovis
Lineage: Eukaryota; Metazoa; Nematoda; Chromadorea; Rhabditida; Rhabditidae
Source: the annotation of a GenBank genome assembly